AUCUCAGUAUGAAAGAAAAUGUCGAAAUUCCGUGCACCGUAAACCAUUUUGUCACCAAAUAUUCGCAAACAUGAACAAUUCCAUUAAGAUUCCAUUCAUAAAAAUGCAUGGUACCGGCAACGAUUUCGUAAUCAUCGACUGUCGCGAGCAUAUCUAUCCUAACAACGACGUUAUUCGUAUUGCUGAUCGAAAGCGUGGAAUUGGCUGUGACCAGACCAUUUUUAUUUAUUCAUCUGGCACACAAACGUGUAAAAUAGAAAUUUUCAAUCCGGAUGGAAGCAUGGCUGAAAUGUGUGGAAAUGCAGUGCGCUGUAUUUUCUGGCUAAUAACAUCAGACAAGUCACCUCAUGCAUCAAUACAGUUGUCCAAUAGAGUCGUAUAUGGUGAGCGUUUAUGUGAUGGUCAAAUUAAAGUCAAUAUGGGAAAACCGCUGACCCACUGGCAAGAUAUUCCUUUAUUGGAACCACAAAAUACACUCACCAUCAAUCUCGAUAUCGGCGAUCUGAAAUCACCAACAGCCACCAAUAUCGGCAAUCCACAUUUAACAUACUUUGUCGACGAUGUCAACAGCGUACCGUUUGAGAAGGUGGCACCGUUAAUCGAAAAUCAUUCACUCUUCCCGAACCGAAUCAAUGUUAGCAUCGCACAAGUUCUGAACGGCAAUGAAAUACGGGUACGCAUUUGGGAACGUGGGACAGGUAUUACGGAAUCAUGUGGUAGUGCAGCUUGUGCAACACUAAUUGCGGCAAUUCGGAGGGGAUUAGUGCAAAACAAUAAGGCGAAAAUUAGAUUGCCGGGAGGAGAUCUCAUGGUUGAAUUUGAUGGCGAUUGCGUUUAUAAGACCGGUGAUGCUGUGUUAGUGUUCGAAGGGAAAUAUAUUCAGCAGUUUAAUUGAGGCGAUUUGAAGUAAGUAGCAAAUAGGAUCCUUCAAAUUAAUAGAAAUUUUGAAGCCGAAUUUUAACAUCUGGGGAAGGCAAGAAUUUAUUGUGUACCCCCUUUCGUUCUGAGAUCCGCGAACCAUCGGGCAUAAACAUAAUAA
This is a messenger RNA of Bradysia coprophila, 1039 nucleotides long. RefSeq names its product diaminopimelate epimerase-like. Gene Ontology annotation, molecular function: diaminopimelate epimerase activity. NCBI's taxonomy places the organism in Eukaryota, Metazoa, Arthropoda, Insecta, Diptera, Sciaridae. The record is from RefSeq and is a predicted model, not a curated record. Gene Ontology annotation, cellular component: cytoplasm; cytosol.